AUGGUGCCAACUGUGAUGGCAUCGAAUAGAACUCGUCUGAGUUGCAGUAGUAGUAGCGGCAGUAUUGGCAAUAUAAAUACCAACAGCAUUAGUAGUAGUAGUAGUUUGUUUGAAAUUGGAGGACUGAGUAGUAUCCAACAACAACAUCAACAUCAAACAAAGUCAAACAUCAUUCAACAACAUCAACAACAACAGCAGCAACAUCAACCAAAAGUGUUAGACAUAAACAAAGAUUAUAAUGUUUGCUUCAGUGACUUUGGAAACUUCAACAACAAACAUCUCCGUCUGCCUUUGCUGAGUUCAACCUCCUCGCCUCCCACCACAUCUCUCUUGUGUUAUACACUCGCCAAUCUUCCAGCGCAACAACGCGCUAUAUUUCCAUCUAGUGACCAGGAUAAUUUUAAUUGUUCCGCUAGGGAUGAGGAUGAGGAUGACGAUAUCACAUUGUGUGAUGACAGCAGCGAGUGUAGUAGUGACGACCAGCCUCCCGAGGAGCUCUAUGAUCAGUCUAUAACCAAGUUAAAUCCUUACCUUAGCCCAGCCAAACGAACAAUUUCAAUAUCUCUCCCCGACCUGAGUCUCCUGUCGCAUCAAGUCGCGGGCCAGGCACCACUCUUUAGACUGCCUCAUGGCAAGGUGCUCAAACCACUGGUCUACACUGAGUACCAGUUCUACAAAUCACUCCAGUGUCAUACAGAGUUCUUGGACUUUACUCCCAAAUUCUAUGGUGCCAUCGACAUGAACUUUGUUGACAACAAUCCAUUGGAUCAAUCUAAUUUAUUCAAACAAGAGACAUCAAUAUUCGAUUACAAUCAUUGGAGAAACAAAGUUGUUAAUAAGCCAAAGGAGGAUCAGAAUUUGUACAUUGAGAUAGAGGACUUGACAUAUUUAUGUAAAUACCCAUGUAUUUUAGACCUUAAGAUGGGAGUUAGACAACAUGGAGUAGGCUCGACCUUACAAAAGAUUGAAAGGAUGGAGAAGAAGUGCAAAGCUACAACCUCUUCAUCACUGGGGUUCAGAGUUUGUGGAUUAAAGGUAUACAAUCAUGUUACUGGACAAUAUCAGACGUUUGACAAGUUCUAUGGCAGGUCGCUACAGGCCCAGGACAUACCAAUGGUAAUCUACAAUUAUUUGUGCAAUGGUACACAGAUAAGGGUCGACUUGUUACGCGAUAUAGCAGACAGGUUGACACAGUUGGUCAGAUUGUUUGAGCACCAGAGGUGUUACAAGUUCUACGGUGGUUCAUUGCUAUUUAUUUAUGAUGGUGCCAGCUGCAGUGUACACGACUCUCGUCUCCAAGUGAAGAUGGUUGACUUUGCCCAUGCCAGUCCAACUAUUACGUCCGCCGCUCACUGGUCUCACAAUGUCAACCAUGCUGGCAGCACUUCCUUUGGUUCCGGCACAAUGUCUCCCUCCUCGCUCUCUUCUUCGUCGUCGCCCUCUUCGUCACCUUCACAAACUCAUGGUGAUAGAGAUCCCGAUAGUGAUAGCAUGUUGGACGAAGGUUAUCUCUUUGGAUUGGGUAACCUCCUUCAGAUCAUUAAUGGGCUAAUCAUUUCACAUUCGACCACGUCAGUAGCAGUACCAGUACCAUCAUCUUUGUGCUCCUCAGUAUCGUCACCUGUAAUAAAUCAAUCAAUCUAG
Messenger RNA from Acytostelium subglobosum LB1, 1644 nucleotides. RefSeq lists its product as hypothetical. Gene Ontology annotation, molecular function: inositol hexakisphosphate kinase activity. Gene Ontology annotation, cellular component: nucleus; cytoplasm. Gene Ontology annotation, biological process: phosphatidylinositol phosphate biosynthetic process; inositol phosphate biosynthetic process. Lineage: Eukaryota; Evosea; Eumycetozoa; Acytosteliales; Acytosteliaceae. The transcript is spliced from 3 exons. The record is from RefSeq and is a predicted model, not a curated record. The coding region runs from base 1 to 1644 and encodes 547 amino acids.